Neurospora tetraspora is the source of this 1011-nucleotide messenger RNA. RefSeq lists its product as uncharacterized. NCBI's taxonomy places the organism in Eukaryota, Fungi, Ascomycota, Sordariomycetes, Sordariales, Sordariaceae. The coding region runs from base 1 to 1011 and encodes 336 amino acids. The transcript has 4 exons. The record is from RefSeq and is a predicted model, not a curated record.
AUGGACGACAAAGGGCCAAUGAUGAUUGCGUUGUGCUGGAUAUUCACAAUAUUCGCCCUUCUCUUCGUCGGCGCUCGUCUCUACGUCCGAGCUGUCGUGCAUGGCAAGCUCGGCUUCGAUGACUACAUCAUUAUCUUCUCGUGUUUCUGCGCCGUUCUCUCCAACAUUUUCGUAACGAUAUCCGUCUCCUGGGGCAACGGCCGACACUUUGCCGAUCUCGACCUCGAGCAAAAGGAAAACACCAUCAAAUGGAUGAUAGCCGCCUACUUCCCCGGAAUCAAAACGCUCGGCUUUCCCAAGCUGGCCGUUAUCGCCCUCCUGGUCCGACUGCUCGCGCCCAGCCGGCUGCACACCAUGGUCUUGUGGUCCAUGGGCACCAUCUGCUGCCUGUCGCACACGGUUAUGGUCAUGACUUUGCUCCUGCAGUGCACGCCGACUCAUGCGCUCUGGACUCUUACCAUGCCCCAUAACUGUCUUGCUCUGGGGCUGCUGGAGGGGCCACCCUCAGACGAUCUCUGCGACCCGUUAUACUGGACUUCAAUCGAAGGCAACCUAAUAAUAAUAGCAGCCUGCAUCCCCCUCCUCCAACCCCUCGUCGAAAAAGCCAAAGGCCGCAAAAUCUGGCGAUCCAAGGGCUACAAGACCGGCUCCAGCAAUGACGACGACGGUGGUCACUACGCCGAAGCUUUGAGCAAAAGCAAGCGCAGCGCUGGACCGGACGCCCUCGAGAUGGGAAGUACCUCUAGAAACAAAAAGAAGGUGGAUCAGUACGGGUUUACGAUGCAUGCUAAGGAGGAGAGCGAGGAGGACGAGGAGAAUUUGAAGAAGGAGGAUAGUAACAACAGCAAUACAGAGGAGGAGGAAAUGGAGGGAGGGUCAGGGCGGGGACGUGAAAGUGUCGGGAGGAUUGUGCAGACUCGGUCUGUUACUGUUACUGUUGCUUAUGAAGAUCAAGUGGGGGAGUCCGGAGGGGGGACGACGACGGCUGCUACUAGGGGGGCUGCUGUUUAG